AUGGACGAGCAGAUCAAAUUUCAGACAAUAUUCCCAAUCUACUGCCAAGCCAGACCCAAAAUCAAUGAAAUCAAGGCGGCUGGAGCGGCUGCCAAGGCGAGCAACAACACCAAUAAAAACAAAUUUAGUCGUCCUCCAAACAAGUCAGACCGCGAAAGUACCGAGCUCACAAGUUUGUUGCUAGCACAGAUCAAGGCACUUGGUGUUACUCUUCGUACUAGAGUUCUGGGAGGCGAAGUUCAAGAGGGUGAUGAUGGUGAAGGUGGAGGAGACAGACCCGGUGGUGAAGGUGGAAUAUGUAAUCAUUGUGUCCAUUUGUAA
Melampsora larici-populina 98AG31 is the source of this 321-nucleotide messenger RNA. RefSeq lists its product as uncharacterized. The record is from RefSeq and is a predicted model, not a curated record. The transcript has 3 exons. NCBI's taxonomy places the organism in Eukaryota, Fungi, Basidiomycota, Pucciniomycetes, Pucciniales, Melampsoraceae. The coding region runs from base 1 to 321 and encodes 106 amino acids.